Ceratitis capitata (Mediterranean fruit fly) is the source of this 1807-nucleotide messenger RNA. Its product is annotated as cytochrome c oxidase subunit 6B1-like. Lineage: Eukaryota; Metazoa; Arthropoda; Insecta; Diptera; Tephritidae. Gene Ontology annotation, molecular function: 3'-5' exonuclease activity; 5'-3' exonuclease activity. The transcript is spliced from 3 exons. The record is from RefSeq and is a predicted model, not a curated record. Gene Ontology annotation, cellular component: mitochondrion; respiratory chain complex IV. Bases 378 to 1382 code for a protein of 334 amino acids.
GAAAAAUCUCAACCAGCCGCAUUGGAUCGUGACAUUUGGUCAUUGCUCUAUAAAAAAAUAAAUUUUAUCAUCUCUUUCGGAGACAUAAAGGAAUUUUUAAAAAACGUUUCCAUGAAUAGGACACAACUACAACAGCUGAGCGAUCUUAAAAACAGUUAAUACAACUGAGAUAUUACAUCUAUACUACAACAACGAUUGCACAACACAACAAAGCCGCCGGAUUGAGAAACUUUGGGACGAAGCAUUUGCCAACAUAACCAAACGGUAGUGAACGCUUGGUGCUUCGCAAAGUGGAACAAUACAGUAAGAGAGAACAUUUUGAUUUACAGAUACAUACAAACAACACAUCCAACCGCCAACAAAGCACAUAAUCUAAAAUGUCUUCUAUGAAUCAACGACAUAAACGCGAUACUGGAUAUGAUCUUGAUACGCGCAGAGAAGAACGCAGGAAACGUAGUCGCUCCAGCAGUCGUUCGCGUCACCGUCGCUACCGUGAUAGUCGUUCACGUAGUCGCAGUCGUUCAAUAGACCAUCGUAGACGACAUAAUGACAAACGUUCGCGCAGCCGCAGCAGAAGCUUUAGUCGUCGCGAUAGGCACAAUUCUAGCCGACGACAUAGGGAUUCCCGCAGUCGUAGCCGUUCCCGUACGCGUUCAUAUCGCACUAGCAAACGGGAUUCCCGUUCACACAGCACGGAUAGGCUAACUAGAAAUAUACGUGUUGAUGAUGACCGAAGAGCUCAAGAUAAUGUAAUUAAAAAUCUACCGAUUAAUUCCACGGAAAGCAAUCGAUCGUCUUCAACAUAUCUGCCAAACGAGAAUACUGAUCUGCAGCAUCUACCUUUGCCAAAUCGUGAACCUAUCGGCGCUUAUUAUAAUCUCGAUAUAGAUGAACCGUUCGAUAAAGAACGCAUACAUCGUGAAAUGGAAGAGAAAUUGCGUCAAGCUCUGGCCAAAGAGGGAAAAGUUUACCCACCAAAAAAGCCAGAAGCUACACAUCCAGUAUUUGCGAAUGAUGGCUCCUUUUUGGAAUUGUUCAAAAAAAUGCAAGCGCAGCAACAACAACAUCAGCAACAUGCACCAAUUGCAGCUAUGCCCGCAAUUAUCGCGCCUGUAGUAGCGGCGCCACCACUUGCUUCUACCUCAACCGCAGCUACUUAUAUAGCGGCUACAUCCGCUGGCAAAUCGGCGCCACCACCACCGAUAGUGGGACGUCGACGUGGUGGAAAAAUUCUGAAAACCGGUGUUGUUGCCAAACCUAAAGCGCAAGCAGAACAAAGUGAAGACCCAAAAGAUUUCUGGUCAUUGUACUUAGCAGAAGUUAAUAAGUACAAGAAUCAUGCAUGUGAAUCGGACACCGGCAAUAGGCCACUGGUUAAGUGAGCCUAGAGUAAUUAUUAAAAGAACUUCGUGUGAAAAAUUUGUGCGUAUAAAUGAGGGUUAUAUACUUCGAGUUUUCCCAAACAUCACUUGAAUAUCGUGUAUAAAUUUUAUUAAAAAUAACUCAUAUGAAAUAUGAUAAGUUUGAUUCAAAAUGAAUUAAGUGAAUCAAUUCCAUUUCUAAAAAAAAAAUAUUCGGUGAAAAAUUUUCAUUUUGAGUUUAAAAUUAGUUGUAAGUUUUUUUUUUAUUUGAUCGAGUAUAUAGGCUAAGCGUAUAUUAGAGUAGGAUAAUGGAAAGCAAUAAAUUAGUAAGGCUGGCAAUUCAAAUAAACGAUAGUAUUGAAAAGCAUUGAUUCAUUGCUUUCCUUUACUAGUGGCUUACAAACAGAUCUAUGUUAUUUAUAUAGACUCCAUAUAAGUUCCAUAAA